Chiroxiphia lanceolata (lance-tailed manakin) is the source of this 1310-nucleotide messenger RNA. It is a transcript of the gene ATAT1, whose product is annotated as alpha tubulin acetyltransferase 1. The transcript is spliced from 10 exons. Bases 79 to 906 code for a protein of 275 amino acids. The record is from RefSeq and is a predicted model, not a curated record. Gene Ontology annotation, biological process: alpha-tubulin acetylation. NCBI's taxonomy places the organism in Eukaryota, Metazoa, Chordata, Aves, Passeriformes, Pipridae. Gene Ontology annotation, molecular function: tubulin N-acetyltransferase activity. Gene Ontology annotation, cellular component: microtubule.
GGCGGGUCCGGGAUCGGGAUUUGGGGGGAAUUGGGGGGAUUUUGGGGACUCGGGGGGUCCCGGGGCCCGGGGGGGGCCAUGGAGUUCCCCUUCGAGCUCGGGCCGGUGCUCGGGGAGCGAUUCUGCGUCGUGGAUCAAAACCUGCGGCCCGCGGGGCGCGGGGGGGGCGGACACAGGGGGGACCUGGAGCAGCAGCUGCGGACGGUGAUCGAUGAGCUGGGCAAGGCCUCGGCCAAGGCCCAGGGCCUCCCCACCCCCGUGACCAGCGCGGCCCGAAUGGAGACCAACAGACACGUCCUGUACAUCCUGAGGGACCCCCGGACCCCCAAAGGCGUCGUCAUCGGGUUCCUCAAGGUGGGCUACAAGAAGCUUUUCCUGCUGGACCGGGCAGGGACCCACACGGAGGUGGAGCCGCUUUGUGUCCUGGAUUUUUACAUCCACGAGUCCCUGCAGAGACACGGCCACGGCAGGGAGCUCUUCCAGCACAUGCUGCAGAGCGAGCGGGUGCCCCCCGAGCGCUUGGCCGUGGAUCGACCCUCGGAGAAGCUCCUGGGAUUCCUCCGGAAGCACUACGGGCUCUGCCAGCCCAUCCCACAGGCCAAUAAUUUCGUCAUCUUUGAGGGGUUUUUCUCCAACCGAACCGCCCCCAUUGCCCGGCGGCCCCUCCCCCGGCGGCCGCAGGAGGAGCCCAUCAAACCCUACUCCAGCUCCGACCGGGACUUCCUGCGCGAGGAGGCGGAGCCUCCCUGGCCCUUCAACCUGUCCCUGGCCCCCCGGGGGGGGGUCUCGGGGGGGUCCCCAGUCCGGGGGAGCCUCCGGCCCUUCCUGCUGCGCCGGGACCCCCCCGAGGCGCGCCCGGAGCCCCCCCAGCGCCGCGCCAGCUCCCUGGGCCGUGUUGGACGUUGAGCCCCCCCCCACCCCCCGAGGAUCCCCCGGCGGGGUCGAGGGGCUUUGGGGGGGACUGGUCCUGCCCCACAGACCCACUGGGAACCAGUUUGUGCCCCACAGACCCACUGGGAACCAGUUCCUGCCCCACAGACCCACUGGGAACCAUUUCCUGCCUCACUGGAAACCAGCUCCUGCCCCACAGACCCACUGGGAACCAUUUCCUGCCUCACUGGGAACCAGUUCCUGCCCUAUAACUCCGACUGGGAACCAGUUCCAGCCCCACAACUGCCACUGGGACCCAUUUCCCGCCCCCCCCGCGGGGUCCCGCCCCCUCCCAGCCCCCAUGGGUGCCUCUCCCCCCCCUUCCCCCCCCCCCCAAUUUUUUGGGUACGUUUCAAUAAAAACGGUGACUCCGCUUCGGC